UAUUCAACUCCACUUUUUCUCUCUCCACUUUCCACUCUUCACCUCAACAUCACCAACACCCAAUUCUCACCCCUUAUAUAAGCCACCCAAAAUCAUUUUACAACGCCCAAAACCAAAAACAUUUCACACACAACCCCCCCCCCCCAAAAAAAAAAAAAAAAUUCUGUCGAAACCCCAAAAUGACUCCUCUAAGUCCGUCAGAACGACGUAUAAAUGGUAUCAGAGCAACUCUAACAAUAGCAGAUACCGCCUCAUGGUACUGUUCUAUUAUCAUAAUCGCCCUAAUCUUGUUCAUUACCUUAAGGGAGGAGAAUUUUAACCCUUACGACGAUAACAACAACGACAACGAUCAUCAUAACUAUUUCUCUACUAGUAGUAACAACUUACAAGUGAUGAAAGGUUCGAGCUUUCAUGAUCUUCAUCGACCGUGCGAUGAAAUUUACGUUGUUGGUGAAGGUGAAACUCUUCAUACUAUUAGUGAUAAGUGUGGUGAUCCUUAUAUUGUUGAACGUAACCCUCAUAUUCAUGAUCCUGAUGAUGUUUUUCCUGGCCUUGUUAUUAAGAUUAUGCCUUCUUCUAUCAACACAAACAGGAAAUUUCUAAGUUAGAUUUUUUUUUUUUUUUUUUUUUU
This is a messenger RNA of Chenopodium quinoa (quinoa), 631 nucleotides long. RefSeq lists its product as uncharacterized. The transcript has a single exon. Lineage: Eukaryota; Viridiplantae; Streptophyta; Magnoliopsida; Caryophyllales; Amaranthaceae. Bases 180 to 608 code for a protein of 142 amino acids. The record is from RefSeq and is a predicted model, not a curated record.